Molecule: messenger RNA, 450 nt
Organism: Fraxinus pennsylvanica
Lineage: Eukaryota; Viridiplantae; Streptophyta; Magnoliopsida; Lamiales; Oleaceae
Source: the annotation of a GenBank genome assembly
AUGUUUCGCUUUGAAGCUAUGUGGACAAAAGAGAAGGGCUGUAAAGAUGUAGUGGAAAGAGCUUGGAGGCUUGGUAAUGCUACUGAUGGAAUGCUUGGAAUCGGUGAAAAAAUUCAAUGUUGUGGUGAGCUCUUAUCUGCUUGGAACAAACAACAUUUUGGUAAUGUAUACACUCAGCUCAAGAAAGCGAAGCAUGAGUUAAAAAGGCCGACAGAGAUGGCUCCGAAUAGACUGUCUCAGGAGGCACUGAAACAAGCUAAGCUGGAGGCAUCACAAAGGAGAUCCAAGAAUUUUAUAAGAGGUGUAAGGGGUUCAGAUGGUAAUUGGAAAGCUGAAGCGGAAAGGGACGCUGAAAUAUUAGCUUAUUUUCAGAAUCUGUUCACAGCUUCAAGUGAGAGAAGCAAUGUGCAUUUCUUAGAUAAUCUAGGGGGAGAAUGGCAACUGAAAUGA